Molecule: messenger RNA, 1771 nt
Organism: Sycon ciliatum
Lineage: Eukaryota; Metazoa; Porifera; Calcarea; Leucosolenida; Sycettidae
Product: AKT-interacting protein-like
Exons: 2
Coding region: 307-1167 (286 amino acids)
Source: RefSeq, a predicted model, not a curated record
AGUUUACUGCCUCAGGCUCAGUACAGUGGUGUCGUUUACUCGCUACAAUCCUAGCCUGAUCCUGUCUUCCUUGGCAUAGAAUAGUGCGAGUUAUUUGAAAAAUUCCUGUAAGGAAAGAGGCAAUUGAUCGGAACAGACAAAAGUAGUGCCUGGUAGAAAAGUGGGCGAAAUUAAAUAUUUAUCAGGCUAAGGCCCAAAGGAAGCAGUUAUUCUAUAGUUUACACUGGUGCUACAGUGGUGGUGAUAGCGGUGUAAACAUUGCUGAAGUAAUCAGAUGGCUCGGAGGGGUUGAGCAGUGACGCACGGAUGUCGAGAGCUAUGGCACAGCACGAGGACGGCCAGUCGUCGGCUGGCAUGCACACAUUUCGGCCAUUCCUGCAGGAAUACUCCUUGAUGUCGGAGCUGCGCAACGUCCAGCGGCGGCGCAUCCCAGGCCUGUAUGUCAUACCCAGCGCUACGUCAUCACUGGUGUGGUUCGGUCUAUUAGUGGUCCGCUCUGGUUGUUACACUGGAGGGGUGUUCAAAUUUGUUCUGAUAGCUGAUGACGGCCACCCGCACAGUGGUGCUGUGCCAUUUGUUAUCUUUCAACCACCGGUGUUUCAUCCACUCGUCGACAUGGUAACAGGUCAGAUGAACUGUGGCGUGUCGUUCAGGAAGUGGAAAGCGCAGAGCAACACACUUGCUGAGCUGCUGGAGUUUGUCAAAGACGCAUUCUACCAGGUUACUACUCUGGAGGCCGUUAACCCGGAGGCAUCUUCCAUCUAUACGAAUAAUAAGGACAAUUUCAAGCAGAGAGCCAUGGAGUCGGUUCAGUACUGCAGAAGUCGCUUGUUUGACUCGCUAGCCACUGUGGGCCGCUCCUCCAGUGGUGGGGAUAUAGACGAGGAUGUGGAUGUGCAUGCAUUUCCCGUGUCAUUGAUUGAUGGCGCCUUGCUGGAAGAAGCCAAGGCCAAGAUGAUAGCCAGCUCAGAGCCAGCGGCAGCGUCAGGCAGUGAUGACAGCGCCAGGGCCAGUCCCAGUGAUGGGAAUGCCUCCGAGACGUCGAGCGUAGCAACGUUCACCGGAGACGAGUGCGAGGAGGUGCGACGGUCUGUGCCGACGCGGGGCCUGUCGUGGGUGAAGCAGGGCUCUGCAACGCCCUUCAGUGCAGACAGUGCGGACUCUUGACACCGGCUGUGAUACUGUGUUGUGUCUGGGCCUGCGUGGAGUUUGAUACAUGUGUCCUUUGUCUGAUGAGACUGCAUGCACUACCUGCUGGUCAGGAGAGAUUUCAUCCGCUGCUCUUUUUGAGAUUUUGUUACGCAUCCUUCGAGAGUGCCCUCAGGAGUACCGUGCCAUGUAUGACCUGGUGUCAUGCUUGUGACAACAUGAAAAUUUGGCGAUAUUGUGAUUAUUAUUAUUAUUAUUAUCCACUGGUAUCAUGAAAUAUGACAUGUCUGCUACACUUGAAAUUCUGCAGUACUUGAAGUACAUAUAUUUUGAUAUUUAUCCCACCUCCUCACUCCUUCUCUCCCGCUUCGUGCAACACAUUCACAUCAUCUCAGAUUAUUCCAUCUGCACUUGUGGCGUUGUUUAUGCUUGUUAUUCUGCCCACUGGUGUAAGCACUGCUAAGCCCAUUGAUUUAUUACACUCGUUUUUUAAACAGUUCAGCUGAGCCUGGAAUUCACGGUUCAGCAGAACUGAGAUGGCUCCAUUACCGGCAUACUUCAUUUCUACACGUGUACUUCAAUGAAAUGUGCAGAGCGUUCUGAAAUCAAAAUAAUUCAUUCA